This is a messenger RNA of Syngnathoides biaculeatus (alligator pipefish), 9184 nucleotides long. RefSeq names its product neurexin 2a (gene nrxn2a). The coding region runs from base 595 to 5523 and encodes 1642 amino acids. The record is from RefSeq and is a predicted model, not a curated record. The transcript is spliced from 22 exons. NCBI's taxonomy places the organism in Eukaryota, Metazoa, Chordata, Actinopteri, Syngnathiformes, Syngnathidae.
AGGUGUUUUCUUCUCGGUGUUGGGGAAGAAAACACUCCCAGAAAAUGUGCGCAAAUAAGGUGGAGGUCGCUUCGGAUUUCAUGCCGGAAGACAUUCGGCGCACGGUGGAGCUGGAUCAUAAUUUGCAUCAACGCUGCAGUCACCAGCGUGAACUGGAGCCAAGGGCUCCCAUUGUGUGAUGCACGUUGUCUUCAUUUGGCCUAAAAGUGAGGUGAAGGUGCUGCAUGCGGGCUCCUUCAGAUGCCGCUGGAUGCUGUGUGGCUGAGAAGGCAGACUGUGCCACCUAGGCUCUGUGCCGAGUUGACACUUAGAGAAUUGACUGGAGCCGUGCUGGAUGGAGGCCAAGACACUGGACGGCGAAGACGAGGAAGCGCACAGUCUCGUGGAUCCCUUGUGAUGUUUGUUGUCUUUCUCUCACGCAUGGAGCGAUGGCAAAAGGAAUCCGGAUAGACAGUCAAGGAUAAAGAAACACUGCAUGCAAAAACCGCUUUCUUGUUUUUGAGAGAUUGUAGGCCUUCAGUCAACACUAAGUUAUUCUUUCUUUCUUCUCGUUCUAUCGGAUACGUAUGCAUUAGCUGGUCGACACUAACCAUCAUGGCCAGGUGUCACAACAAAGCCUCCUGGUUAUUGUUUUUAAUUCAUUUGGUGCUAACAGGAAGAGCAUUGGAAUAUGAAGGCAUUCCGGGUCAGUGGACACGCUAUGGACAAUGGGACGCCAAGACGACUGGAGAACUCAGCUUCAUCCUCAAGACGAACAUCAGCAAAGCGCUGGUACUCUACCUAGACGAUGGUGGCGACUGUGACUUCCUGGAGCUCCUCAUAGCGGACGGUAGACUCCAGUUGCGCUUCACCAUCCACUGUGCCGAGCCGGCCUCCCUGCACACGGAGACGCGUAUCGACGACCUGCGCUGGCACCGAGUUCUCCUGUCGCGGAACUACCGGGAGACCAAGCUGCUGGUGGACAAUGAGGAGAAGGCAGCCGAGGUCAAGUCCAAGAGAAAAGAGAUGGUCGUGGCCAGUGACCUCUACGUGGGUGGCAUCUCGCCCGACGUGCGCCUCUCCGCCCUGACGUCCAGCACAGUCAAGUACGAGCCGCCGUUUGAGGGCCUCAUCGCCAAUCUGAAAGUGGGGGAAGCUCUGCCCGUGCUCUUGGACGGUCAAUCCGUCCACAGUGACAUGGACUACAUCUGUGAUGCACACUCGCCGUGCAAUAACGGAGGCCUGUGCUCCGUCAGCCAAGGGGAAGUCCUGUGCGACUGCAUCAACACCAGUUACGUGGGGAGCUACUGCCACGAAGCAGGUGUCCAGAAAGAAGUAGAAGGUCUGGCGCACCUGAUGUUAAACCGCCAAGUCUUAAACCAAGGCCAGGGGGAGUCGAUGGCCACCUUUAAAGGCAACGAGUACUUCAGCUACAACCUGUCUCAGACGCCCAUUCAGAGCAGCUUGGAUGAGAUCACUCUGUCAUUCCGUACGUUGCAAAGGAACGGUCUGCUGCUACAUACGGGGAAGUCCGGAGAUUAUGUCAACCUCUCUCUGAGGGACGGAGCCCUGUGGCUGGUCAUCAACUUGGGCUCUGGUGCCUUCGAGGCCCUUGUGGAACCAGCCAGCGGAAAGUUCAAUGACGACAUCUGGCACGAUGUCCGAGUGACACGCAACCUCCGCCAGGUUACAAUUGUGGUGGACGGGAUACUGACUACCACAGGCUACACUCAAGAAGACUACACCAUGCUAGGUUCUGAUGACCUGUUCUACAUCGGAGGCAGCGUGGACACCGCUGACCUGCCCGGCUCACCAGUCAGCAACAACUUCAUGGGCUGCCUCAAAGACGUGGUCUACAAGAAUAAUGAAUUCCGACUGGAGCUGUCACGGCUGGCUGAGCAGCAGGAUGCAAAAAUAAGUAUCCACGGCGACUUGACGUUCAGCUGCGAGAGCGUGGAGGCCCUGGAGCCGGUCACCUUUGACACGCCGUCUGCCUACCUGACACUGCCCAGGUGGAACACAAAGAAGACAGGCACCAUAUCGCUGGACUUUCGCACCAGUGAGCCCAGCGGUCUGCUGCUGUUCAGCCACGGCAGCCUGCUGGGGGCGUUGCCGGAGAGCAAGCCCCGUGCCGACUUCUUUGCCAUAGAGCUGCUGGAUGGUUUCCUCUACCUUGUCAUGGAUAUGGGCUCUGGCAGCAUCAAAAUGAAAGCCAGCAACAAGAGGCUUGAUGACGGCCAGUGGUGCCAUGUGGACUUUCAGAGGAAAGGGCGCAAUGGCUUUAUUUCGGUGAACAGCAAGAGCAUCCCGUUUUCCGCCAACGAGGGCAGCGAGAUCCUAGACCUGGACGGGGACAUGUAUCUGGGUGGUCUGCCCGACGACCGCCAAGGUCUCAUGCUCCCUCCAGAGGUGUGGACCGCCGCCCUGGGGUUCGGCUACGUGGGCUGCGUCCGAGACCUCUUUAUUGACGGCCAGAGUCGCAACCUGUGGAGGCUGAGCGAGGUUCAGGGCGCCGCGGGCGUCAGCAGCCUGUGCACCAGGGAGACUCAUGUCAGGUGUGGCCGAGACACGUGCGCCAAUGGCGGGCACUGCAAGGAGGGGUGGAACCGACACAUUUGCGACUGUAAUGGAACCGGCUACCUGGGGCCCAACUGUGAGAAAGAUGCCACAGUGGUGAGCUACGAUGGCAGCAUGUACCUGAAGGUGAUGCUUCAGAGGACGCUGCACACGGAGGCCGAGGACGUGUCCCUGCGUUUCAUGUCCCAGAGGGCUUUUGGGCUGCUGGUGGCCACCACGUCUCAGCAGUCAGCGGACACUCUGCGCGUGGAGCUGGACGCGGGCCGAGUCAAGCUGACGGUCAACUUGGAUUGUAUCAGGAUAGACUGUAAUCUCAGCAAAGGACCUGAGGUACUCCUGCUGGGCGAUAAGCUGAAUGACAAUGAGUGGCACGCGGUGAAGGUGGCACGCCGAGGGAAACAUUUGCAGCUCUCUGUGGACAAUGUCACCGCCGAAGGCUUCAUGAGCGGCGCUCACACCCGCUUAGAGUUCAACAAUAUCGAGACGGGCAUCAUGACCGAGCGGCGGUUCACCUCUGUGAUCCCUUCCAACUUCAUCGGGCACCUGCAGGCGCUCUCCUUUAACGGGAUGCUGUACCUGGACCAGUGCAAGAACGGGGACAUCUCCUACUGCGAGCUGAACGCACGCUUCGGCAUGCGCCACAUCGUGGCCAAUCCUGUGACCUUCCUGACCCCGGCCAGCUACUUAGCCUUCUCCACCUUGCAAGCCUACGCUUCUAUGCACCUGUUCUUCCAGUUUAAGACCAGCAGUCCUGACGGUCUCAUACUGUACAACUCUGGAGACGGGAGUGACUUCAUUGUGGUGGAGUUGGUCAAAGGGUUCAUACAUUACGUGUUCGACUUGGGAAACGGACCAUCGCUGAUGAAGGGAAACUCCGACAAGCCGCUCAAUGACAACCAGUGGCACAACGUGGUCAUCUCCCGCGACGAUAACAACGUCCACACGCUAAAGAUUGACGUCCGCACGGUCACCCAACACACCAAUGGAGCUCGCAACCUGGAUUUGAAGGGUGAGCUGUACAUUGGCGGUGUCGGGAAGAGCAUGUACAGCAGCCUGCCUCGACUGAUCGCAUCCCGGGAAGGUUACAAGGGCUGCCUGGCGUCUGUGGACUUGAACGGAAGACUCCCUGAUCUACUGGCAGACGCCCUUCAGAAGGUGGGCGAGGUGGAUCACGGCUGCGGAGGUCCCAGCACCACCUGUACAGAGGACUCGUGCCAACACCAGGGAGUGUGUCUGCAGCUGUGGGAGGGCUUCUCCUGCGACUGCACCAUGACAACCUACGGGGGGCCGUUCUGUAGUGACCCUGGAACAACAUACAUCUUCGGGAAAGGAGGAGCGCUCAUCACAUUCACCUGGGCCCCCAAUGAGCGGCCGAGUACCCGGGCCGACCGGCUCGCCGUGGGCUUCAGCAGCCUGCAGAAGGACGCUAUUUUGGUGCGCGUGGAGAGCACCCACGGGCUCGGAGACUAUCUUCAGCUCCACAUAGAUCAAGGCAAAAUCGGUGUCAUCUUCAACGUGGGGACCGAUGACAUCACCAUUGAUGAGCCUGCUGUCAUGGUAAAUGACGGCAAGUACCAUGUUGUACGCUUCACACGCAGCGGUGGCAAUGCCACGCUCCAGGUGGACAACUAUCCGGUCAUUGAGCGCUACCCUCCAGGACACUAUGAUAAUGAGCGACUGGCUAUUGCUAGGCAAAGAAUCCCGUACAGACUCGGUCGGGUAGUUGACGAGUGGCUACUCGAUAAAGGGAGACAGCUGACCAUCUUUAACAGCCAAGCCGCCAUUAAAAUCGGCGGCCAAGACAAGGGUCGACCCUUCCAGGGUCAGAUCUCUGGCCUUUACUACAACGGGCUACAGGUGCUCAAACUGGCAGCGGAGAAUGACCCCAGCGUUCAGGUGGAGGGCAACCUCCGUCUUGUGGGCGACGCGCUGUCCGUGCUGACCACCGACACCACGUCUGUCACCCCGCUGGCAGUGUCCGACAUGUCCACCACCAUCAUGGAGACCACUACCACUAUGGCGACCACCACCACCCGCAGGCAGCGGUCCCCCAGCUUAAGGGAAAGCAUCUCUAAGCCGCAAAAUUCAGAUGAUAUUCUGGUGGCGUCAGCUGAAUGUCCAAGUGAUGACGAAGACCUUGAAGAGUGUGAACCGGGAACAGGAGGUGAAUUAGUGUUGCCUAUUAUAACAGUGGAUUCCCUUGAGCCCCCAUCCAUCGCCACCCGUUACCCUGUCAUCCCUCCUCCUCCUACCCUCCUGUCCCCUCUCGAAACCACCAAAGAGUCUGUGAUAGUCCCCCCCCACCCUUCCUGCCCCCCAGACCAGGAAGACUGUGGUGACACCAUGGAGGUCUCGGCCUUCGGCUCUGGGGAGAUGACGGAAUCUGAUGACGAGGACUUUUACAAUAAUAACAACUCCCCGUUGGUCACCGACAGGACAGUCCUUCCGCCACCUCCUGCCGCCGGUGAGGGCGGAGUCCAGAAACCCCGCCCUUUACCCCCUUAUGUUCCCACCACCAACCCCGACCAGCUCCACAUUCCCGCAGGCAAAAUGAACACCCGAGACCAGGUGCUUCUGCCCCCUGCUCCCCCUUCCUCCCGAAACACACCGGGACUAACUUACCCCCCCAAUUUUCCCCAUGUGCCCACAGCCGACCCCACAGCCUCCGAUGAAAAGAUCCAACCGGGCGCCGUGGAAGUGAUCAGGGAGUCCAGUAGCACCACGGGGAUGGUGGUUGGUAUCGUGGCUGCUGCUGCUCUCUGCAUCCUAAUCCUCCUCUAUGCCAUGUACAAGUACCGCAACCGGGAUGAGGGCUCCUACCAGACAGACCAGGGCCACAAUUUUUCCAACAAUUUUACAGUGGAAGGCAACGGAGCGGUGGUCAAAGACAAGACCACAGCAACGGCUUCCGUGGCCAAGGCAAUCACGAAGGGAAAAAAGAACAAGGAUAAAGAAUAUUACGUAUGAGUAGGCGGGCAAGGACUGAGAGGAUGUGAGGGUGCUCCACUUUCAAAUCACCAGUAUUUCUUUGUUUUUUGGCUUUUUUUUUUUAAUUCUGGUUGGAUGUCAGACAUUUCACUGGUAACUAAAGGCAACUGUCAAAUGUAGACUGCAGUUAACGCGAACAUUUUCCUCACAGUUGCACAGCUACCUUGAUGCUGUCAUCCAUCAACCACUACUUGUAAGUGUAUCAUUUUUAUGUGUUGAUCUCGAUGGAAAAGGCAUAUCCGGUGUUACUUUGUUUAUAGCAUGGAUAUGAUCCAGUGAAAGGAAUUGGGUUGAGUUCUUUGUUCUUUUUCUUUGUAAUCCCGGUCCCUAGCGUCAUUGUCCUUUGUUAUGAUAGAGAGUGAACACAGAUCAGUUAAAAUAGCAGGUUUUCCAAAUUUUCCAAGUUUAAAAAUAUUAAUGGAAACUAUAGCAUUGGUAAUGUAACGGAAAAUCAAACGAACAGUGUGGGACAUACGGUAUGAAAGUUGGCAAGGUGUGCCAGACAGAGGACUCGAUUCAAGGAUACAGAGUUUGAAGGAAAUUGGUGCGGUACCGGUAUUGGUUAUUUCUUCUAUAUAUUUGGGCCAGUAGGUAUCCGUCUUGGUCUGGCUUGGAUCUUGUGGUGUUAUUAGACUACUGUGUUUUCAAGGACCGCCGACAAAAUAGAACAUCUGAAACGCAAACAAAAAUACUUGGUUCUGAAUAUCGUACCAGGGCAGCACCGACUGCCAGAGAAAAAUUCCUUGUGUGUUUUUACACACUUGGCCAUUAAAGCUGAUCCUGAUUGUGAUUCUGAUACAUUUAUCAAUGAUUUUAAUGUCACAAAAUCACCCAAAACAACAGGAUUUCACUCGAUGGCAACGAAAUAAUCCGUUUGUCCUGAGCACAAAAACAGCAAAUAGAUGAGAUGUAUAACAAAGAGGAUAUGCAAAAAAAAAAAAAUCUGCAAAUUUGUGAAUGCCUAACUACAAAUAUUCAGUUGUUGGAAAUUCUUAAAAUAUAUUCAGUAUAUUGUUUGGCGUAAGAAUAAUAAUGACUAGGCAUUUUCACAAUGUCCUUGGCUCCAUCUUGCUUGGGCUCUAACAAGAAGACUGAAUUAAUAUGCACACUGUCAAAUAAUUGUUCAAGCUGUUUUUCUUCAAUUAAAGCAUUCAAGUCUUUUUUGAAAAAUGUCAACAGGCCAGUCAAAAACUUUAAUCUCCCUCUGAUUAAGCUAUUUUUUUGUUGACUUGGAUUUAUGCCCGGGGUCAGUGUCAUCCUGAAAGGUGACAUUUCUCUUUGGCUUCAGUUUUGGAACAGCACAAACCAACACACAAGGCUCUCGCCAUUGUCAAAAUCAUCCACCCGGUGAAGAAAAGCAACCAAAAAUGCAUUACAUCAAAAUGUGCUUCAAGAUACUAUUCAAUUCAGGGUGCACAUUCCUAUAACCUCUAACAGAUUUGUUAUUGCCAAAGCAAAGAAAGAUUACUUUGUUCCGUGUGUGUGUGUGUGUGUGUGUGUGUGGUGUGUGUGUGUGUGUGUGUGUGUGUGUGUGUGUGUGUGUGUGUGUCUCCAUCACUUGCUUAUUACUCCCACUUGUCAAAGCAUGAAAGUCAAACAUAAAGAAACGUUCCCUCAUUUUGUCCAACCAUUUUAAAACUUGGUGGACCAGUAGGUAACGUUUCUUCUUUUGGGGUAAAUGUAUGGUGUUGAUAGACCAUCAUUUUAAGGAAAUAUAUCCUACAUACAUACAAAUAAUCUGACUGAAUUUGAGAAUUUUCUUCCCCACUUCCAAUCAGAGUCAACAAAUACGCUCGUAUUGGAUGUCUCUAAAAGAUUAUCCUGAGCAAGUGGUCUUUGUUGGGGGACUUGCUAAAAGUGAUUUUCAAUCUGCUCAGGAUACAAUUCUAAGAAUCAAACGUUCAAUAUUUCUGAUCAUUUAUCCUUGUGUGUGGUCAAGGUUGGGGUCGAUUGAAACAUACUACACGUAUAUCCAAUUUCUAUACCAAAAAAAUAAAAUUAGAUAAAGGCCGUUUAGAUUUCAAACAUCAGUUAAAAUGUUAACCAUCGGUAUACGAGUACCCUUUCUCUUUUUCUGUACUAAUGCCAAGAUAAAAUCUUAUCAAAACAAACCACGGUCGGAAAUGGAAUUAAAGCCCUCGGUGCUUAUUUUCCAGAUCUGUACUUAUUUUGUCAAUGUUGCCACCGAUGAUGGUGUAAAAUCCCCCAAACUAUCUCCCCUCCCCCCUAAAAAAUGUCUCGAAUCACCGUAAACAAACUUGAUUUGACUCAUGGCAUAAUAAGUUGCAUGAAAGAGCACUUUGGCAAGAGUCAAGUGACAUUUUGUUUCUUUUCCAGUUACGUACAAAAAAAAAAUGCCAUUUUAACAAAGCUGUGUUCACUUUCUUCGACCACUGCCUAUGGAACAGAACAAACACAGUUGUUGAGUUUUUGUGUUACACGAACAAAACAAAAAAAAGGAAGCCUUUUUAUUUCUGUAAGACCUCCUCAGCUGUGUUUCAUAAUGAGCGUUUGAAGCCCCCCGCAGCCUACCCUGCCUCUGUCCGCAAGCCAUGAUACUGGGAUGUUCUCAUGAAAAAUACAGGAUGUUUAAAAAGGGAUAUCACUCAACGCACUCUGGCUGCGGAACCUUGCAGUGACACGGACUGGAGUGAUUUAUUUCUGUGUGGUCGGUCUAGUGUUUAAUUCAAAAUAAGGGUAAAUGUGAACAGUUCAGUCUACACCAAGUGAAGGUAUAUCUGUAAACAUUGCUUGUAUGUAUAUAUAGCACACUCAAGAGGCAUUGUGGAUGCAGAGUUAAGAAGAAUCAGCGUCCAGGAUGCUCGUCCCCCUCCCGCCUCCCUCACAGCUUUCACAAUGGUGACCCAGAAAUGCUGCGGCCCAACUUUCGGGCUGCACAACAUUUUCCCAUCCUUGCUUCUUGGAAAGUGACUAUGAAGCCAGCUCAGUGUCCAUCUUGUACCCUCCAUUAGGGAAAAAAAAAAAACAAAACAAAACAAAAAAAAAACUUUUAAGGGAUGAUCCAAAAGCACACAGGAAAUGUAAACAUAUCGUGGAGACAUAGAUAUUCCUUGUAAAACAGCCAAACGUAUUGUUUUUUUUUUCUAUCAGUGACUUAAAGACUAUUCCAUAAGAUCAAUAAUUGAUGAUGUGUGAAUUGUAUUGCUAUUUCUCGGAUAUUUCGAUGUACCUUGUCACAGCUCCUCCUAACAUGUUCCAUUUUAGAUUGCCUUUGACUCAGACAAAAAGCACACACUCUCCUCGGAUACCGGCAAACAUCUCGUGUUCCUGCAUUAUUCAUGACUCCGAUUAAGCAGAGAAAACACGAGGACGGGACAAACAAAUGUUUUUGUUUUAUUGCAUUGUGCAUUUUAUAUGUGCUGAAUCUGUUACUCAAUGGAUCUAAUAUAAAGCCAUUUCCCCUGUUUGGUUCUGUCUACAUUGACUUAUUAUUCAUGCUCUGUGAUCCCGUUACUUUUUUAUGAAAAGUGCCAUUCGACGUGAGUGGCUCUGUGCUCGGAAAAUAUUUCAUCCCUCACUCAUUGCUAUUGUAUAGUGUUCAUGUGAAAUUGAUCUCAAUAUGUGUACAGAAUGUGCAAAAAGAUAAAAAAAAAAAAUACACUUGAUGAUAUACUUUGUA